Kwoniella shivajii is the source of this 1599-nucleotide messenger RNA. RefSeq lists its product as uncharacterized. Gene Ontology annotation, molecular function: chitin binding; chitinase activity. Lineage: Eukaryota; Fungi; Basidiomycota; Tremellomycetes; Tremellales; Cryptococcaceae. Gene Ontology annotation, biological process: chitin catabolic process; carbohydrate metabolic process. The transcript is spliced from 13 exons. The coding region runs from base 1 to 1599 and encodes 532 amino acids. The record is from RefSeq and is a predicted model, not a curated record. Gene Ontology annotation, cellular component: extracellular region.
AUGUUAUUCAACGUAUUCGCCUGUCUGAUACCGGUUUUAUCGUUGAUCACGGCUGUAUCUGCUUCUCCCCACCCCAUAUUCGACAAGAGAAGUUGUAAAUCGUGUGGCACUUCUUGGUCAGGUUACAAGAAUGUGGGAUAUUUCACUAAUUGGGGGAUAUAUGACCCUCAAAACUACUAUGUAACCAACAUCACGGCAAAAGAUUACACGCAUAUCAACUAUGCCUUCGCCAAUGUCGAUCCUGAUAAUGGUACUGUUUUUCUCGAUGAUCCCGAAGCCGAUUAUCAGACUGAGUAUCCAGGCGAUAACCUCGAUGAGGAAGGCAAUAACAUCUACGGCAAUUUGAAACAGCUUUUCUUGCUGAAAGAACAUAACAGAAACUUGAAAGUCUUACUAUCUAUUGGAGGAGCUUCCUACUCUCCCAAUUUUGCCAAUAUCGUAAACUCAAUAUGGAGAGAGACGUUUGUCAAUACGUCUGUAGCAUUGUUGAACAACUUUGGGUUCGAUGGAUUAGACAUUGAUUAUGAUAACAGUCCCGAAAACGAAGAACAAGGCAAAGCGUUAACUGAAUUACUCAGAUGUGUGAGGGAAGGACUCGAUAAAGCUGCUAGACAGAACCGAGCGGAUUACUAUGAGCUGACUGCUGCGGUCGGUUGUGGCGUGGCUGGGUGGGGAAGUUUAGACGUGUAUGGAAUGGAUCAAUAUCUUGAUUUUUGGAAUCUAAUGGCGUACGAUUUCUCUGGAGAAUGGACCGAACUUGCUCUUCCUUCUGCCAAUCUUUGGCCAGAUACCAAUCCUGCGAACGAUGUCGGCGCUUCUGGCUCACAAUGUGUACAACAUUACGCUGGUGAAGGUGUGGGUUCAAGAAAGCUAGUAUUAGGAAUGCCACUCUACGGGACUGCGUUCAAUGGCAGCAAAGGAAUGUGGACUAAGUGGACAGAUCUGGGUGAUGGAGAUUACGAUCAAGCAGGUAAUUACGACGACAAACAUCUUCCCUUGGACGGUGCAGUGAUGUUCUACAAUCAAACAUUGGGAUCUUCCUGGAGUUAUGACAAUAGGACGGGACAUGUAGUCUCAUUUGACACACCAACAGUAGCACUUCAAAAAGCGAAAUAUGUCUUGAAGAAUCAACUGGGAGGGAUGAUGUAUUGGUCGAUUGAUCAGGAUUUUCUUAAAAUGCAAAAAGAAGGUAAAUCAAAUGGAAGAAUAUGGCCUGGGAAGUGGGAUAAAUUAAAAGGUGAAUGUAAAAAGUUCAAUUAUGGUAAAUGGAAAGGUGUACCUUGGCCUCUACCUGAAUCUUUCAAAAGUCAGAAACAACACAAACAAUUUUCGUUACUUGAUAUUACCGGAGUCAAGGAGAGAGGAUAUGGAGGGGGAGGAUUUAGCUGGAAUGACUGGAACAAAUGGGGAGAAUGGGACGAUAUGAGAGAAUGGAAAAUCAAAUCCGAUGAUGGAAUCUAUACGAAUAUCGGUUAUAGUCUGGUGGAUACUGUUGUCACAGCAUUUGAGAAAUAUGGAGGUGGUUUAGACAAGAGUAAGAAUAAUCUGAAUUAUCCUAAUUCAGAGUAUGAUAACGUUAGAAAUGGUUUUCGAAAAUAG